This is a messenger RNA of Pseudophryne corroboree (corroboree frog), 2855 nucleotides long. RefSeq names its product taspase 1 (gene TASP1). The record is from RefSeq and is a predicted model, not a curated record. The transcript has 15 exons. Gene Ontology annotation, cellular component: cytoplasm. Bases 283 to 1545 code for a protein of 420 amino acids. Gene Ontology annotation, molecular function: asparaginase activity; beta-aspartyl-peptidase activity; threonine-type endopeptidase activity. NCBI's taxonomy places the organism in Eukaryota, Metazoa, Chordata, Amphibia, Anura, Myobatrachidae. Gene Ontology annotation, biological process: protein maturation.
GUGCACACGGUCACGUGGCCGGCGGUGUACCAAUCCGCCGCACGCAUGCGCAGAGAGCUGGCCGGCUCCGGUGCGGUGCUGCUGGGAGAAGGGGCCUGCCGCUGGGGCCGGGGCUACAGAUCGCAGCACCGGUUACUAAACACUUCCACCUCUCAUUUGGCGCCAUGACACACCUUAGUUCUAAAUUGGAGGGGCCAGAGGACAAGUAAAAUGUGGUCUUCUAAUUUUUGGUUAUUGGGAUGCUCUUUCCCAUGACAGCAAUGAUAACCUGGAGGAAGCACUAUGGAGAAGGCAGUGAAUUCAUCAGAAAUGUUGCCUUCUAAAUCAUCUCAGGUUUCCAGUAGAAAAGAGACCGAAUCAACCAAAGAAGUAGACUCCAGUAAAAUUCAAAAGGAGAAACGGGUUGGCUUUGUGCUGGUACAUGCAGGUGCUGGAUAUCAUUCUGAAUCAAAAGCUAAGGAAUAUAAACAUGUCUGUAAACGAGCAUGUAAAAAGGCAAUUGAAAAGUUACAGGCCGGUGACCUUGCAACUGACGCAGUCACUGCAGCGCUGGUGGAGUUGGAGGACUCUCCUUUUACAAAUGCAGGAAUGGGAUCAAACUUGAAUCUUCUUGGAGAAAUAGAAUGCGACGCCAGCAUAAUGGAUGGGAAAUCUUUAAGCUUUGGUGCAGUGGGAUCCUUGAGCGGAAUAAAGAAUCCAGUAUUGGCAGCAAACAAGUUGCUAUUCGAAGGACAAAAAGGAAAACUCUCAGCUGGCAGAAUCCCACCUUGCUUUUUAGUUGGAGAUGGUGCUUUUAAAUGGGCUGUAGACCAUGGUAUACCGACGUGCCCUCAAGACAUCAUGGCUACAAAACUAAGUCUAGCUGCAUUUAAGCGCAACAAAAGAAAACUGGAGCUGGCAGAAAAGGUGGAAACAGACUUUAUUCAAUUUAAAAAACGAAGACAAUCAAGUGAAAAGGAGAAUGAUUCAGGAACUCUGGAUACUGUUGGAGCAAUAGUUGUUGACCAAGAUGGGAAUGUAGCUGCUGCGGUCUCCAGUGGAGGAUUAGCCAUGAAACAUCCUGGAAGAGUUGGCCAGGCUGCUCUGUAUGGAUGUGGCUGCUGGGCUGAAAACACUGGAGUUCACAACCCUUAUUCUACAGCUGUGAGUACUUCAGGCUGUGGAGAGCAUCUCGUGAGGACCAUACUGGCCAGGGAAUGCUCUCUUGCAUUGCAGGCUGAAGAUGCACAUCAAGCUUUGUUAGAGUCUAUGCAAAACAAAUUUAUUGGUUCACCUUUCCUGGCUGAUGAAGACAGCAUUCUUGGUGGGGUAAUUGUUCUUCGGUCGUGCAGGUGUUCCUCAAAGUUGGACUCCGCAGAUGAUAAACAAGCACUUCUAGUGGAGUUCCUGUGGAGUCAUACCACGGAGAGCAUGUGUGUUGGUUAUAUGUCUGCUCAAGAUGGGAAAGCCAAGACACACAUUUCCAGGCUUCCUCCUGGUGCAGUAGCUGGACAGUCUGUAGCCAUUGAAGGUGGUGUGUGCAGACUGGAGAGUUCCCUCAGCUGAACCAGACUCUUCCUGCUUUUCCAGCUUCUUCCACACUGAUAACUCACUCAUGGAAAUGUUUUUCUGUAUUCCAACAACUGUCUGAAACUCUCUUAUCCUCAGUCUCUUGUCAUUGCACAAUAUACACUGUAUAAGCUGAACCUGUAACCUGUAGUCUCCUAUCGUGCCACUGUGAUGGCGUCUUUAUAAUAAUACACUUACAGUAGACCUAAACCUGUUUGUACUUAUUGGACUUAGUGUGAACUGUACAUCUCCUUUUCCUUGAAUAAUUUGUUAUUUUAGCUUCCACAGUAUAGUGCCUGUUUUACAUUUUGGAUGCUAUAUGUUACCUAAUUAUAUUUUCCCUUUAAAUUCCAGAUUUGUUGAGUAAUAAUGUGUUUCUGUUAAUCUCCUCUCAUACCUAUGGCUCUUGUGUAGAUAAUUGUGCAGUUUUUUUUAUGGUGAAUUUAAUUACUUUUACCCCAUCUCCAUUUAAUUUAUAAUGGGCAGUGCCUGUUCUUUUGCAUUGUUUGAAUCUUUGAGUACGUUAUUUCCCCGCAAUUAAGGUGAGUGGCAACCUAACAUUUAAUUUACUUGGGAGUCAUGGAAAUCAUAUUUAUUGUUGUAUGCACAUAUAUUUGACUAGGAAAUAUACACAAUAGUUUUAAGUAAAAAAAAAAAAUCAGAACCUUAUAUCAAGUCUAUUUAAAUUUACAGUAUAUUUUAGAUGGGAUUACAAACAAAUUGGUGAUCUUAUAUGACAAAUAUUUGCUAGUACUUCUGGGCAAUAUUUCAACUCUUGAACAUUGAUGUUCUCUGUAAAGGGUAUGGGACUCAGGAUCGACAGUGUCUAGGUCGACACCUAUUGGGCGACAGUGAGAGGGUCGACAGGAAAAAGGUCGACAUGAGUUUUUUAUGUUUUUUAGGUGUCGUUUUCUUCGUAAAGUGACGGGGAACCCCAAUUAGUGCACCGUGUUCGCUAGCCAUGCUUCGGUCAGAGUGCCUUGCUCCACUAUUGCUGCGCUCGGCACAGGUUACCAUUCCCUAUUGUACUCCACGUGGAUCAUAAAGUAUGAAAAUGUGUAAAAAAAAAAUGUGAAAAACUCAUGUUGACCUUUUUCCAUGUCGACCUAUUUCCUGUGUUGACCUACUCACUGUCGACCUAAUGUGUGUCGACCUAGAGUCCGGAUACCCUCUGUAAAAGAGGUAACACAAAGUACUAUAGUAAAAAUGUACAAAGUAUGUAAAAGUCUAUGUACUUGAACGGAAUAUAACCUGUUUGUUUAAAUCUAUUUUAUAAGACUGCAAAUAAAGUCACCUAUUAAUAUACA